UGCAAUUUAUCCCAAUUCCAAAGCCCUUAAAAUCCUGAUCUCCUUUCCUUUACCGUGCUAAACUAGCGUUAAACAAUAUAUUACGUUCCUAACCGGACUGUUAGAAAACCUCGCCUGAAUUCCCGCCAGAAAUCAAAUCACCAUAAGCCGUGAAAUUCCCCAGCUACCGAAGCCCACGCGAUUGAACUUUGAGUGCAUGAACAAGGCGUGUCGACUCGAAUUCCUAAUUAGGAACGUUCCCCGUAGUUCACUUCAAAGACGCGCUUCCUCCUGCUAUCAUUCUGCUGCAAACCCUAAAUCACCGAACUUCACUGCCUAUGAAGAUGAAGUCGAAGAAGGUGGCUAUUCUAUUUAUCGACAUGUUCUCCGACGCCAGCGGCCAACCACCAUAGUAUGGCAACCUCAACUGGAGAAUUCUGUCAGCUUUAUCGGACGCGUUGAUCGGCUUCCUGAGCUUUACAAGACGAAGAGCGACAGCUUUGGGGCUUAUACCUUUAUAAAUGUGGGAAACCCCAGUAUGUCAAAUUGCACGUUCAGGAUAAAAAUGGAUAUGUGGGGCGAUAUGGCAAAAACGGGUCUCCAAUAUCUGAAGCAAAAUGAUACUAUUUAUGUUUCAGGCCAUUUAAGGUCUGAAAAGAAGGCCGAUCAGAAUGGAAAUCUCAGAUCACUUUAUAAGAUUAUUGUUAAGGAAUUGAAUUAUGUUGCCCAACAUGAGCAAGGCUCAAAUUUCCAAAAAUCUGAUGAAUCACAGUUAAAAGCCUUCCGAAAAUCAGAGGAGUCACAAUCAAAUGCCAGAAAAAAUUCAGAGAAACCACAAUCUGGAGAAGGUGAAACUGGCAUGGAAAGUUGCACAGACCGCUUUUACUUGUGGCAAAUGUUUUUUUGUAAGCCACAUGAAUGGUGGGAUAAGAGGAAAAAUAAACAAAAUUCAUCUGCACCAGAUUUUAAGCACAAGUUCACUGGUGAAAAACUUUGGCUGAAGCCAGAUGACCCACCAUGGGUCAAACAACAACUCCAAUUGCUUGAUAUGGAAAUAGCCAAACAGAGGACUGCACAAGGCAUUGGUGAAACUAAUAUGGACAGGCAUCACUUGUGGCAAGUGUUUUUCAACAACCCACAGGAAUGGUGGGAUAACAGGAAAGAUAAGAGAAACUCACGGGCACCAGAUUUUAAACAUAAGGACACUGGUGAAGCUCUUUGGUUGAGACCAGAUGAUCCCCCAUGGAUAAAACGACAGCUUCAAUUUCUAGAUUCAUUGACAGAGCAAUGCCAAGGGGAAAGCAUAGGUUCUUGUUCUCAUGUCUCCCAGUGGAGGCUUGAUGACUAGGAACUAGUCUUGAGGACUUAAAAGUGGAACAUAUAGUGUUAAUGGGGUUAUAAUACAGUAUAGAUACGUGCUUGCAUUUCCUUUUUGCUUAAUCUACCUCCUAUUUGCUGGUGUAUAUUUACUGAAUACACAGUUUAACAGCUCACUCAUAGCUCAUUAUGCUUAGGACAAGACCAACAAAUAUCUUUGAAAUUGAUGUACAUUAAACAUUGACAUAUAGAUUGAGAUUGUCGUAUAAAAUAGUACAAUGAAGCCAUCCAUGCAUGGUGGAAUUUGAAACAGAA
Molecule: messenger RNA, 1611 nt
Organism: Jatropha curcas
Lineage: Eukaryota; Viridiplantae; Streptophyta; Magnoliopsida; Malpighiales; Euphorbiaceae
Product: protein OSB1, mitochondrial
Biological process (GO): mitochondrial DNA replication; positive regulation of helicase activity
Cellular component (GO): mitochondrial nucleoid
Molecular function (GO): single-stranded DNA binding
Source: RefSeq, a predicted model, not a curated record